AUGUUCAAGAGGUAAUAGAAUGUCUUCAAGCAUCCACCAAGGACCUCACAAAUGUUGAAUACUUGACUGUUUUAGUUCACUUUCUCUCAGCAUACGCACUAACUUCUCACAGUACAACAUAACUGUGUACAACAAUACUUUUACAGGCUAAAAGUAUCACUCGGCUGUAUACAGGAUUCCCUAGCUUCUGCAUAGCUACUGGAAAUUCCAUAUUUCACCUUAGUAGUUUGCUGAUGAUCACUGCACUCAUUUGGGACAGGAGUUGUUCCUGACCGCGUGACCUGAUCAUGAUCAAACUCCUGCCCCUAAGAACCAAAUCUAAUUUCAGUCUUCUCACUGAGGAUCACUACACUCACAGGGGAGAAUGUUAGGUACAGGAGUUGUUGGGUGGCCACGAUAGAGCGUGGUAAGCUGAGAGGUGAUUUAGAAUCCAGGCUCUGAGACAGACGGACCGUGUCCUCUCCUCUGCUUUGCUGUCUGUCUAUCUGGAGUCUGGACUCCCCCUGGAGAGACAGGGUUGCUGAGACAGCACCUCUAAAACAGGAGAGCCACUGGGCUGACGUGUGUGUCUCUGUCCUCUGGUCAAGGACGAGAGAUGAUCCUCCCUCACAGUGGGGGGACCAAGUACGUGUGUGGGAGGAGAUCAAGAGUGAGUGUGUGGGUGUGUGUAGGGUUGGAAAGUGUUUGUGUGAACAACAUGUGGUGUGUGUAUGUACGCAUACUUGUACUUACUACGUGCCAAUGUUCUGCUGAAUCUUCCUUGCUGAUGUCCAUCCUCUACCAAGUCUCCUCCUUCCUUCCACCACUAUCACUUUCCCCAACCAAACAUGUUGAGCAGCAUCUUCACAGAGAUAGAGUGAGAGAGAGCUAUUAUGGCAACAGCACAUAUGCCCCACAUUAAAGGAAAACUAAAAAAAACACCAAAAUAUAGUAAUAUAUUUAGUUAGGCAGGCAUUGAGGGGAUGGGAGAGUAUCCCUAUAGGGGUUCAGAUGGACCUAAUGAUCACAUCUAAUGAUGGCAUGUGUAAUGGACUAUCUCACUGGAGGCUUUAUGCCUGGGACAUCUGCACACAGUAUACACACACAAACACACACAGACAUGGUCAUAGACACACACACGUACGCUCAUACACACAAUACCUUAUUAAGCUAGUAAGAAUGUCAUGUCUUUUCUCUUAAUUGAAAGGGAAUGGGAACUAUUUUCCAUUUCUGUCCUCUAAAUGAUUGAAGUGUAUCCUCUAGGGGUUUGUAAUGUAGAGGACAGUAAUGUAGAAAUGUAAACAUAAUCUUUAUAAUUACACAUAUUGUACACACGUUAGAUGGACACGCGUGCAAACACACACACACACACACUCCUCCCCCGUAAACACACUCAAAGUAUCCCAUUACCAUGGUCUGCCAUCACUGGGGAGUCCAUCCCACACAUACUAGUGUGCAUGAUCCAUAUCACACUCGCACACAAACAUGCGCACGCACGCACGAACGCACACACACACACACACACAACAGGCAUUGAAUAAUCCAUAAAGAGGGCCAAUUUAGCUUCUCCUCUGCUCCUUCCCCUCUCUGCAGUAAUUACCUCAUCAAGUCUCAUUUUAACCCACUUCCUCCAAAACAAUAUCCUACAGUAAUCCCCCCCCCCACCACACCAACCGGGAGGCCCAUUAAUGUGGUCAAGGGUCAUCACUUCUGAUAUCCAACCUGAUUGGCCCAGCAUGACACCCCAUCCACUGAGAAAAUGAGUGUGAGGGAAGCAGAGGGGAAAGAAAAAAGGACUGAUAUCAGCAAAGAAAAAUAGGAUCUUUUUUUAUUUUUUUCAACUCUUCAGAUCACCCCCCUCCACCAACCCCUGGUAACACAUUAGUAAUGGAACUUGCAAAUGAGCCGAACCCUCAUCUGUCCAAUCCAGAUGUAUAGUAAUGACUGGAGGACCAGAAGAGAGAGCUGUUGAAUUAAACAUUCAACCAUUUCCACCGAAGUGGUUUAUUUUUCCUAAACGGCUUCUCCAUCUCCGUACUUUGGGAUGGGACGUUGAAAAAAAAAAAUAUCUGUCUGAGGCACUUCAUCAUUUGUGCUGUGUCUCAGGUGCUUUGGGGUCAAUGACACCAGGCUUGGUAAUGUAUUCCAUCUCUGUGGGGAAUGAGAUGCAUCUCCACCCAGCCCCCAGCCUCAGGGUCAGCCCACAGCUACACUCUGCAAUCUAUUAGACUGCCAGUUUCCACAUUCUUCAGGCUCUGCUGUGAAACUGAGUGGCCCGUGUUUGUUAGAAUCGAGCCAUAAUGGCCGCCACCUGCAGCAGCACGGCUCAGGCAAGGUUAUAAUAUCCUUAACGUGUUACCAGGGGUAAAUCCUCCCAUGUGAUGGAUACUGUCCCCCGCUGUUUCACUCUGUCUGUCUAUGUGUGAGUAUAGGGAAUUGGGAUGUGUGUUGGGCAGCCUACGAAGAGACAGAGAUUGAUUGCGUCUUCCUUUGCCGCUUCUCUCCUCUUUCCGCUUUCUUCUUUCUCUUCUUCUCUCUCUAUUUGUUUCCCUGCCCACCUAUCAAUCUUCACCCCCUUUCUCCUUCUCCUAACCCCCUUUUAUCUCCCACCUCUCUCUUCCCUCUUUCUCUUUUCUGCAUCCCCCCCGACGUUCUCUCCUCCUCCCUCCACCAGGUCGACAGUUGACCAUCUUCAACAGCCAGGCGUUCAUCAAGAUUGGCGGUGGUGGCGGAGACAAGGCCCGUCACUUCCAGGGCCAGAUCUCGGGACUCUAUUACAACGGGCUGCAGGUGCUCAAGCUGGCGGCGGAGAGCGACCCCAACGUGCAGGCCCAGGGCAACCUGCGGCUGGUGGGCGACGUGCCCUCUGUGCUCACCACGGACACCACCAGCACCACGCCGCUGGCCGACAUGUCCACCACCAUCAUGGAGACAACCACGACCAUGGCUACCACCACCACCCGCAAGCAGCGCUCGCCCACCAUGAGGGACAGUGUCACACAGGUUUGUAGGGGAGGACUGGGGUGGAGUGGGGGAAGGUGAGUGGAGGACUGGGGUGGAGUGGGGGGGGACUGGGUUGACACUGAUCUGUGGCCAGUUUGGGAUUUUCCCCUGCAAAUGGUGAUUAUACUCUGAUCCUAGAUCUGUGCUUAUAAGAGCAACUUCUUCCCGGAGUGAGUGGGAGUCAUGACUGUUUCAUAGUAGUUAUUCCUCUCUACAGAAUCAUACAAACUUUCUGUAGCUACGUACUCUCUGCUUGGCCAAAGAUUGACAUUCAGAACUUCAAAACGAACCCAAUAACAAGUCUAGCAUACCCCAUUAGAGCAAUCCAGACGGGGGUUUUGAUUCCUUCUAAAGCAAAAUCACAAAUCGAAGACUAGACACAUUGUUAGAGGCUAUAUGAAUCACACCCAUCCACACCAAUCACAUGUAGCCAGACAGUUGGGGCAUCGAAGGAAUAAAAGCAAAUAAAUUGCUUGCCUCAAUUACCUUGCCUCACCCUCUAAACAUGUUGUUAUCCUGUGUGCGUGUGUGUUUGAGUGAGCGCGUCCUGCCCGUGUGUCUAGUAUACACGUCCCCAUACAAAGGCUAAGUUUUCCUAGUACUAAUCUCGACAUGUUAUGAUCAGUCGAUCCACCACUCCUGGAAGUGGCAAUUGGGGAACAAUGGGAGAUAGAGCUAUUACGCCAACUAGACACACAGUCACACACAGUCCCCCUGUUGUCGAAAUGCUGCCCAGUCCCCACGCAGCCCAUAAUAAGCUUUAAUAACAGGCCACGUGUCCUCCAGGAGAGGGAAUCGUUUCCUCCAAUUUCACAGCCCGUACUAUCUAUUAAUUAGCCACGAGCCGCAUGCAUUGUAAUGUAAUAUAGCGCAGCUACAUUAGCAGUCUGCUGCAGCAGUGUGGUGGUAUAGCAUUAGAAUAGUAUUAGGCUCCAGGCGCCCAGAGAGAAAUGGGAGUUAAGUGAAGGACUAGCUGUUGGUUUUAGAGUUCAAAAGUUUUCUUCCAAACACUUUUGCUAUAUCGAUUGAGCUUGCCUGACACAACUGAACAAAUGGAAUAGUCCCAAAAGUGUGCAAUUCCAGGUAGGCUCAUCUGCAAUUCCAGGUAGGCUGAAUCACUCAGUCAAUGUGAAAACACAAGUAUUUGAAAGGAAACGUAUAACUAAACCAGGUCUGGAUGGUCGUUUUUUGUCUUUCUGUUUGUUUACUUUGUUCCAUGUUUCAAGUGUUAUAGAAUACCCAAUUAUGUAAGGUAAAAGCCAAUUUAUGCUUGCUCUGGCAAUACGAUCCGGAGGCUCCAUACAGAGGGUGUGACGCAAUUGCGGAGCUUCUGGAGGCUUGUGGAGGCCAAAUCGAGCUCUGUGCCGCAUCGCCGUGCACCUCCCAAAUUCUGUAACAAUGCAGAGGGCUCUGUAUAGUGCCGUAUAGCUCCGCAUUGACAUGAUUGGCUGACGGUAGGUGAGGGCGGGAGGUCCUGUAUAAACACAAACUCACUUCCUUGACAACUUCCUUCACAACAGCUCUGCUGUGGUCCACCAAGCACAAGAAGAAUGAAUGCUCUGACUUCUGCGGAGGCCGCAUCGCAGUAAAUGCUGUCGGAUUGACCAUGCAGAGCCUUUAAGGUUAGGUUAGGUAAAGCUCGGUUCUAACAAGCUGUGGCUGUUUCUACAAUUUCAACAAACUUGCGUGGUGUUGCAUGGAAAAGACGUUAAGCUAAAAGUACCAAUUAACAUUGGGUUUCUCUCAAACAGCUUGUUCAUUAUCACCCUCCUUGUCCUCAGACGCUUACCCGAGAUCAAUCACACAAACCUCUUGGCCUGACAGCCUUCCUUUGACAACCAUGACGAAGCGUUCUCUGCCUAAGAACAUUGCUCUCAUACCAGCUACCUACCUCCCCCUCUUUCUCCCAUCUCACUUGAAAGCGAAGGUCUCUCUCUCUCUCUCUCUCUCUCUCUCUCUCUCUCUCUCUCUCUCCUCAGCCAAUAACAACAGUGCUAACGAGAGAGAGAUGGAGGUAGAGAGAGAUGGAGACUGAGAGGUAUGCAAGAGUGUGAGAGACACAGGGAGGGUGUAGGGGUAGACUAGAGAGAGGUAGGCGUCUCAUGCUACUAGCUACCGCACUGCAAACACCAGUCAAGUCUUAUCUAAUUGAAUGUUCGCUUUUGGACAGCCGUUGUUUGUUUACCUUUUGAGACUUUUUCUUCCAUCAUCCUUUCCUCAUCGCGCUGCGUAGCCGGAGCCACAGUCCUUUGAUUUCAGCUUUACUCAAUUCAAUAAAUGGGCGGAAAAUGAGCUUAAUUAUCUCUAUAUGGCGUUAUCAAAGCAGUCCGGGACUGUCUGUGUACUUUUUCCAGAAGAGGAGUAGAGAUCAGACAUUGUUGACUGUACUAAGGUCAAUGCUGCUAGCUACUUCAUCCAUCCAAAGUCAUGUGUGUAUGAUGCAACGGGUUGUAUCGCUAGUACUGCGCCAUUAUCAAUACAGAAAGACUGUCCUUCCAAAGUUAAUGCACUGUAUGAUGCUGCAACUGGCUCUACUAUUAGGCAUGGAGUUUAGGGACCCCUGUAGAGUUCCAUUACACAUUGUGGGUGCAUCCCAAAUGGCACCCUUUUCCCUAUAUAGUGCACUACUUUUGACAAGAGCCCUAUCUGCCCUGGUCAAAAUAGUGCCCUAUAUGGGGAAUAUGGUGCCAUUUGGGACACAACCAAUGUUAUAUCUGAUUACCUCUUUGCUGUGUUUAUACUGCAGACAUGAUGGUCUGUGGUUUAGCAACUAUCUGUGCCUAGCUAGUAAACAGAAGAUCAAUGUAACCUAAGCUGGAUAUGUACUACUCAUAUUUUACGUGCCUGUGUGUGUGUGUGUGUGUGUGUGUGUGUCUACAAUGCAUAUACAGUAGCUUGAGAAAGUAUUCACCUUGGCAUUUUUCCUAUUUUGUUGCCUUACAACCUGUAAUUAAAAUUGAUUUUUUGGGGGUUUGUAUCAUUUGAUUUACACAACAUGCCAACCACUUUGAAGAUGCAAAAUAUUUUUUAUUUUGGAAUGUUGUGGAAAAUAAUCACUAUACUUCAAAAAAAUCAAAGUUAUUUCAGAGGUUUUGUAGAAUCAAGAAUGACUUUAUUACAAUUUCAACAAAGCCAGGCUAAUCUUCAGAUUACGCCUCUUUUCUCUCUCCCUUCCCUAGCUCUAUAGUCUCCUUCACCCCCACCCUAUCUUAAAAUCCCUCCCUCUUCAGCUUCCCGCUCUUUAUCGCUCCGCCCACUUCCUUUGUCUAUGAGGGCGACUAAAUUCGACUUUCAUUUAGUUCAGAAUCAAUAGCAAUCCAAUCAAUCAAUCCCUUAUCUUGCAAAAACACUCAUGUUUAGGUUAAACUCUGUUCAAUCCCGGCCGCUUUUUCCACUUUGUUUGAGGUGAGAGGCAAAAGGCCACAAUCUGGUUUCAGUCUCUCAUAAAGUAGGACAGCCAUGGAUUUAAGUAAGAGCAAGCAAUUCGACCCUAGGUCAGAUUCCCGCUUUACCCACCCACACACAGUGAAAUGACCCAAUUGAGUUCCUGGCCCAGCAACAAAGAAUUCUAACUCUAUGUUCAUGAUUACCCCAGUUUUAUCUCAAGCAGAAAACUUGAGCGUGCAUAACUAUUCACCCCCCCAAAGUCAAUACUUUGUAGAGCCACCUUUUGUAGCAAUUACAGUCUCUUGGGGUAUGUCUCUAUAAGCUUGGCACAUCUAGCCACUGGGAUUUUUGCCCAUUCUUCAAGGCAAAACUGCUCCAGCUCCUUCAAGUUGGAUGGGUUCUGCUGGUGUACAGCAAUAUUUAAGUCAUACCACAGAUUCUCAAUUGGAUUGAGGUCUAGGCUUUGACUAGGCCAUUCCAAGAUAUUUCAAUGUUUCCCCUUAAACCACUCAAGUGUUGCUUUAGCUGUAUGCUUAGGGUCAUUGUCCUUCUGGAAGGUGAACCUCUGUCCCAGUCUCAAAUCUCUGGAAGACUGAAACAGGUUUCCUUUAAGAAUUUCCCUGUAUUUAGCGCCAUCCAUCAUUCCUUCAAUUCUGACCAGUUUCCCAGUCCCUGCCGAUGAAAAAUAUCCCCACAGCGUGAUGCUGCCAUCACCAUGCUUCACUGUGUGGAUGGUGUUCUCGGGGUGAUGAGAGGUGUUGGGUUUGCGCCAGACAUAGCGUUUUCCUUGAUGGCCAAAAAGCUCAAUUUUAGUCUCAUCUGACCAGAGUACCUUCUUCCAUAUGUUUCGGGAGUCUCCCACAUGCCUUUUGGUAAACACCAAACGUGUUUGCUUAUUUUUUUCUUUAAGCAAUGGCUUUUUUUCUGGCCACUCCAAAUAAAAAUCCAUUUCCAUUACAGGUGGUAAUGGAAAAAAGCCAAGGGGGAUGAAUAAUUUUGCAAGGCACUGUAUAUGUCACUCAAUAUGUAUUCACAUCCACUGUGUUGAGUUCCAUAUCAAUGUCUUUCUACUGGCCUCUAGGCAGACUAGACAUCUGUGUGUAGAAGUGUGUAAUGACAAAACUCCUUAGCAGGUGUUGUUUUGUGUGCUGUGAAAUAGACAGCCAUCUUGAGAAAUGUCUGUAGGCGUCCUAGUGCCCAGAGGCACAUUCAGCUCUAGCAGAUAUCUGGUGUUUCUGUUUGUUUGGCGCUCCACCAUUGCGCUGUUUAUAAUUAACAAGCAUAAUGUUUAAUGCUUGACAUGAAUUUCACCAAGUCAUAACAUAAGCCCAGCGAGCUCGCCUUGGUCUCUCUCCCUGAUGAACACAGGCCCAGAUUGGGCUCCUCUGGUGGACAAGGAGAGAGGAGACAAGGAGAAGGAAAUUGAGGAAGGGGAGGAGAGUGUUGAGUAGCAGACGGAGGCAAACAGAGAGAGGGAGACAGAGGGGACAGAGAGAUGGAGGAAGAGAGGACAGGAAGAGACAGAACAUUAGUAUUGUUUUUGGGUCCGAAAGAAAAUAAGAGGAAGCAGAAAGACAAUGAGGACAAAGACGAAGGAAAAGCGAACAUGUCACCCCCCAAUCCCAUGUGACACAUUACAACCAUGGCUGAAACAGCUCCAUCCCUUUACAGCUGAAGAAGCCCAGAUCACACGGUACCAUUCAACAGCUAAGAUGGCCGCCCAUCAGAUCCUGUUGAUCUUCUCACUUCCAUUUCCUUGGCAACUGAUCUAAUGAGGCACUCCUAUUCCUCUCAACCCUGUUCACAUGGCCCAUUCAUUAGUCAUGCAAUGUUUACAUGGUGUUAGCUAGCUUUGCAUCCCAACACACACACACAGGAUACACACUCUGUCGUCUGUGCAGUUAAUAGGUCAUUUUAUGGAGUCUGUGGUGGUGUUUUGCGCUAGAGGAAACUUGAUAAUGUAUACUAUACAGCCUCAACCGGGGCCCAAGCUAACGUCUCAGCAUUGGUUUAACAAGCCUGUAGCCCCUCUACUACUCGACGUGACACCACCAUCACCAUCCAAACGGGACAGGGGAACGGGACACAGGCAAACAAACACGAAUGUACAUUUCUCCUCCAAGACGGAGCAAAAAAAAAGCUGUGAGCUACCUGUAGCGAGACACUUUGAUAAUGACAAAUAAUGCCUUGAUGGUUUAAAUAAGAACAUACUUUUUAAUGUGUUAGUUUUUACCCUGAUAGAAGACUAGAUGCUACAGAAUGGGGGAAGUCAUCACUUCUCCUGCGUUGACCCCAAUUUGGAGGCUGUGGUUUGGGGUAAACUAAGAUCAGUAGGAGCCCCUCCUAUGCACAGUCAGAGCAUGUGAUCUCGCACAGAUAGUCUGACUCUGGAGCAGUGCUUCCCAACUCAAACCUCACCUCGAGGACCCUGCUCCAGGUGAAGUUUCCCGUUGGUACUGAUCUAGGAUCAGCUUCCCCUCCUAUGAUCUUAACCUUAACCAUUACUGGUGGAAAUGCAAAACUGACACAAGAUCAGCGUCUAGCCAUUACAUUUGGUAUAUUCAGGUACUUGCACACCUGAUUCAACUAAUCAAGAGCUUGAUGAUUAGAUGACCAGUUGAAUGAUGUGUGCUGAUACUAGACUAGAUAAAAUAAGUAUAACUGGCAUGUGGUACUUGAGAAGAGAUUUGGGAAACACUGACCUGCAGGAGUGGAAAGUAUUGCAGCAAGACGUCAACAGUGCAGGUUGGGCAGGUUGCACAGAUGAAAGGAGUGAAUGUCUGCAUUCCUAACACCAGGGGGAGUAAUUGAGACAAUUAUUUGACAACAUACAGCUUCUAAUAGGACUCCCUCAAAAACAGUGGCAAGUGUUACUGAGUGGACUACCCUAGCUCGAUAAAGAAAUACAAUUAUAUUGUAGUGCCAUUGUCAAACAUGAGGAUAUAUUCACUUCAGAUAUUCAUUGAUAUCUAGGUGAAGUUUUAAAACUGUGUUUCUAAAAUGUAACGUAAAAAUGCCAAUACUUUUCGGCAUGGGUUCAAACCCCACCUUCAUAUCUGCAUUCCUCUACAUCUGUCUCCCCCUCUCAUUAAUGUCUUUCUAUAUCAAUAAAGAGAAAAUACUAAUAAAAUGUACUGUAUAUUAAAAUUCCACUACUUUGAAAUCACAAAAUGUCAGACAUGCAUUAUAGGCUACAUCAUUAGAUAUUUGUUAUCAAAAGGAGCGCUGGUCAUUUAGGAUGGAAAUGAAAUGGAAGAGUGUGUAGGGUGCAGAUUUUGCUAUGUUCUCAUUAAGCCCAUCUGAGAGGCCCAUGGGGACACAUACACACACACUCUAUCUUGCUCUCACACACACACCAACACGCACUGUAUUUGAUGAAUAAGUAAAUGCAUCCUGUCUGUGGAUACAUAAUGGAGAGGGGUACAACUGUGUACAGACAUUGAACAGAUCACUGUGCUCAAAUGAAUUGUGCUGCCCAUGAUAAAAGCCCUCAUCCCUCCCCCUAUAUUCCAUCAGGCUGAGCUCAUCUUGAAUAUUAACUUGAGUCUGGGGGUUGAGGAUAAUAGAUUAGACAAGGUGCUGCCUAGCAGCACAGGUGGUUGAGAGGGAGAGUACACGAGCAACAGAGUUCUGAAUGGGCUUUUUGUAUUGGGGCUAUUAGCCUAGCUUCCACUAGCUCGUUGUGGCUCUGGGCUUAAUGGACUUCAACAAUGGGUUUUUACUGGGUUGUAUUUUAUGUCGUGAUCUCAAAAUGGAGGGGUGUCAGCUCGGUUGCCAUUCUUCUGUUUCUGCGUGACGACGAUGACCGACUUGGCUAAAGCAGAAACAGAGUGAUGACUAGGUUAAAGUUAUGACAUUGCCUUGUUUACCUUGUUCUUUCGUGCAUGACUAGUUGCAUAAUGGGUAAGGUCCGAGGCUACCUGACCAGGUAAAACUCGGGGCCCUAGUUACACUAUAUCCUACAACCAGGGCCGAGUUGUUCCUGGACAGGUCCUAUGGUCAGGAAAAACGUAUCUCUGUCUGGGUAGUAGAACACACACUCACACCCUUCUAUCUGCCCCUUUCUCCAUCUCCAUCUCUGUUCCAGAACACGGAUGACCUGUUGGUAGCGUCUGCUGAGUGUCCCAGCGAUGAUGAGGACUUGGAGGAGUGCGAGCCUGGAAAUGGUGAGUCCACUCUGGGGGUUCUGUGUGCACUACAGGGGUCCACCAGCCCAGCAGAGACCCACAACAGAAACAGCUAGCUCCCCUUACCCACUUUGUUCUACUACUGUGACCCCAUGACCUCCCACAUGCAGCCCUGAUUGGGUCAGAUGUGUGCCCACCCUGGUUUCUCAUUGGCUAAGGUUCAAAGCGGCGCAGUGACAGUUCCUAAGUCUCCCGAGCCAUCUGCGGGGCAGCUUUGCAUCCUGAUUGGGUAGCAGCUGGUGCUAGGUCAGCUGUUGCAUCAAUCAGCCGCUCCGUUCUUAACGAUUCCAGACAGGUUCAACAUUGAACUCCUCUUGACCGUCUGCCUCACAGCGGCGGCUGAGCGGACCCGUAGCUGAGCGAUGUCGGUGUGAGCGGAAAGGUCAAAAUGAACUUCUGAGAGAGGAUGGAGAGGGCCUGUGAAAAGGGCAGGAUGUUGACUGUGGUUUCAGGACAUAGUGCACUGGCUGAUUGCCUGGGAACUGCCAAGAACUCUUACAUGAAUCAGAAUGCUAAGACUGCCAGACCUAAACUCCACUGGGCGUGUUUCUGUGUUUUCCAGAAGGCUCAAAUCAAACGCUUACGCUAAACAACCUAGGAGGUCUAAAAAUAACUCUAGGCUAGGAAUAACCUUUAUAAAACCAUCAGGAACAUUUUGUUAACUUUCAGUUUUUUACAUUCAUGUUUUCAUUUGAUGUGGAAUAGAAAUCAUCAUAGAUUCUAUUACGUUUUGACUAUUUUGAUUCAAUAAUGUUAAGGCAGCUUUAAAAAUCUACUGAAACGCUUAUUACACCUUAAGUGGGUGGAGAUUAUGGAGAAUCGCUGUGUUUAUAAGGUAAUACUGAUCUAAACUAAGCCAAAAUAUUCUACACUACAUCAAUUCUCUGUGUGGUUUCACUGUAGGUGGUGGAAGCCGAAAAAGAGGCUAAAUUGUCUUCUUAUCAGAAGCAGACUGACUGCUGCCCAAAACUAAUCUCUCUAGAGAGAAGAGCAAGACACUAGUCUGUCUCUGACACUCUGUUGGCAGAAAGUUUAUCCUCAGCCUGGCCAUCACCGUUGAGACACAACAACAAUCACACAGACAGGACAGCAUCAUCCCCGCUACCUACAAGACCGUGAAAGACACACAAACACAAGCGUGCACAUACACACCCACACACAAAAUCUCUCUCUCACUUUCUCUCACACCCCUCCUCCUGCUAGUCUCCAUUGUCCCAGACAGGUUAUGUAUUGUAAACCAGUGGCAGUCGGUGCCGUUUAAGAUGAGGGAGGCCGAUAAUGUAACAGUGAUAGGUUUAGGCUGCUACAUGAUACUCGAAUGUUCCCUAUAACUAUAUGAAUGAAAGUUGAUAAUGUAGGUGCACAGUUGGUACAUUUACAUUUUACAUUUUAGUCAUUUAGCAGACGCUCUUAUCCAGAGCGACUUACAGUUAGUGAAUACAUAUUUUUUAUACUGGCCCCCCGUGGGAAACGAACCCACAACCCUGGCGUUGCAAACGCCAUGCUCUAUCAACUGAGCUACAUCCCUGCCGGCCAUUCCCUCCCCUACCCUGGACGACGCUGGGCCAAUUGUGCACCGCCCUUGAGUCUCCCGGUCGCGGCCGGCUGCGACAGAGCCUGGAUUCGAACCAGGAUCUAGUGGCACAGUUAGCACUGCGAUGCAGUGUCUUAGACCACUGCGCCACUCAGGAGUAUGGUAAUCAAGGUAACAGACAGUGACACAUUCAAUACUGCUUUGCACUCUCUUGCCUGCAUCUAGCUGAUCUAGGCUGUAAUCUUUAGUCCAUCAGUUGCAAAUGAGAGUUUGUUGGACAAAUUCAAGUAUGUUUUUCCCCGUUUUGUUCCAUUUGCUUUCGUUUAAGAAGCGUUUUUCAACAGAAUCGGUGGAAUGAUUCAUAGCAGCCACAUACAAACAGCAUGAUCCCUUUGCUCAUUGUAACUCAUUGUAAAACCUUUCCAAGCCAAACCGUUAUAUCAUAACCGCUACACACAGCCUUCAUCGUUGUCAUCAUAUUAGCUAACGUCAUAGUCAACAUAGCUAAUAGAAUAAAUGCAUUAGUAAACCCAUUACAAUCAUGCAGAACAGUGUACAGUCAGCAAGCAGUUUAGCAGUUACACCAGCUGGCCCCAGUGGAAGUUCCAGUGUUGGAUAGCCAUAACCAGCUAGCUAACAUAGCAUCCCUCUUGAGCCGGGUGUUUGAGUAGACUAAACUAGCUAGCUGCAUUCGCUAGCUAAGUGAAAGUGAAAAAAAUACUAUGAAAUGUCUCGCUCUCCCUCUUUCUUGAUUCUCUGUCUUUUUUGAAGAAAUGUAUUUGUUCAAAACUUUUCAACUAUUGUCUUUCUCUCUCUUUGAGUCAACUACUCACCACGUUUUAUGCACUGCACUGCAGUGCUAGCUAGCUGUAGCUUUCCUACUUUCAUUCUCUGAUCCUUUGAUUGGGUGGACAUGUUAAGCUAUGGUUAAACCCAGCACUCAGAGAAACAAAACACAACUAAGGGAGUGGAAGAAAAAAAAAAUAUUUUAAUAAAAGUUCAAUUUGUCUUAGUCCAAAAACAACUGAAGAAAAGGAACAGAGUGGGCUAGUCAGCUCCGGAGGAAGGAGAGGCUGAGGCAAGCAGGCAGGCAGGCAGGCAGGCAGGCAGGCUGGAAGGCAGACAGGCAGGUUGGGAGGUAUGUCUGAACUGAAGACAAAACAAACGACAGGUUAAGGAGAGUAAAGAGCCAGGCUGAAGACAAAGACAAUUUACUCUACUGGUGAGCCAAGUUACCGCUCUAGUAAGAACAACGAUCUGGCGCCGGUGGAGAGCCAUGCCCAGGAAUUAGUAGUGCAGGUUGAUGAGAGAAUAGGAUGCAGCUGCGUAGGCAGGAAUCACUGGAAACAACCCGCAGCUGCACAGGAGAGGCAGAUCCUGAGCACGCCCCCCGAUCCACUCCAGACACACCCACAUAAUGGGGACAAACACACAUACAGAUACAACAGACAAAGAGGGGACAAAACAAGGAGGAAGGGAAACAGAAAAGGGAGAGACAAGCUGCCCACAUAACAGGACAACAUGUCAGUUCCUGCUGUAAGAGUUCAUGCUGCAACCUUCAUUGCAAAACAGUGUGUUUUAAUCAAUUAUUUGGUGACGUGAAUAUAUUUAGUAUAGUUUUAUCUAAAAACUAUGGAAAAUUUUAUGUUCCACUAUUUUCAUUUUUAUGAAAUUCACAGAGGAGGUCCUCCCCUUCCUCAUCUAAGGACCCUCCACUGCUGUAAAUCUUGAAGACAGCCACAGCCACUAGUCAUGAUCUGAUAUGAGCCAAUGAGACCUGCAGGAGACCUGGAAGAGACGGCCUUGAUUUGUCUCUGAAACAUGGGAUGGAGCACUAAUGAGAAUUGAUAUUGAUCAAUACGGUUAGCUCCCUACUGUAACAAGCAGCUGCUCCACUGUGGCAAGGCUAGUUCAUGUUAAAAAAUACUUAUAGGCUCCACGGCUAUAUUCAGUAGUAGUAAGGAUAGUAGAGUUGUAAUUGUAAAGGAGUGUUGGUGUUUCUGUUCAUUCACUACAGUCGAGAGCAUCUUGUUCUACCGGUUUUGUUUUAUUCCUCCCUUUAAAGGGUGUUUGUGUUUUUAACACUUCCGCAGAGGAAAGUGCGGAAAGCUCAAACAAUGUAACUCUGAUGGCUUUUCAGUGGAGUCUAAAGGGAGACAAGUCCAAAGAGAGAUACAGACACAGGCAGGCACAUACACAAACACACAGACACACACACUAAUACACAGACAAAGAUAAAGAAGGGGAGAGAACUAGAAUAGCGACAGAGAGGGUGAGGAGUGAGACGGAUCAUAAAAGAAAGAGGCGGCCGCAUCAGAGAGGUAGAGAGAGGGAGCGAAAUGCCCACAUCUUGGAGGGGUGAUUGGCGUUGAGAUGUGCGUCACGUCCCCUUACUCUCCAAAGAGAGAAGGAGCGGAGGAGAGAGAGGGGGAAAAGAGAGAGAGAGAGAAAUGUGGGAUCCCUCUGAUUAGUUUUCUAUCUGCCCUUCCUGCAUCUCCCACCGGGCUAAUUAAUCUUUGGCCUCGUUAGGCUUGCUGUAAUUACAUCAUCCAACAAGCCUGGAUUUGGUUUCGCUCACUUUUAAUGAGGCCCAGCCAGAAUAGGGAGAAUACAUAUCAGGGAUCCCUUUAACAAAACCCUGCUAUCUACACUGCAGCAUCAGCUUUGGAGGAGUCACACACAUAGACAGAGACAUAGGCACACACACACACAGACAGACACAGAUACAUCACAGCUAGCUUCAGUCUACUCUCUCUAGCCUGCUAACAAUCUUCCUCUGGCUGUUUUCAUUUUUAUUGUCCUCAAUGUCUUUUGUUUCUACAUUGUUGUUUUCCUUUGUUCUUGUCUUUUUUCUCUUUGAUUCUUUUUAUUGAUUGUUGGCACAACGGAUGGGUAGUUGUUUUGGUUGGGUUGGAAAGGGAUGGUGGCUUGGAGGGGGUGGAGAUGGAGAAGGGGUUGGGGAUGGGGAUGGGGAAUGGAGAGGGAGGUUUUUCGGGGGGGGACUGUGGGAGGGUCUUGGAUGGUUGAGGGGCAGCUCUCGGGGGGAACUGCGGGGGGGAUCUUGGAUGGUUGAGGACGGCGGGUGGCCUGGCAGUUGGGAGCAUUGGGCUGGUGGCCCAGAGGUCUCUGGUUUGGGUCCUCGAGUCGACUGGGUGGGGGAUCUGUCGAUGUGCCCUUGGGCGGGGCGCUUGACCCUGAUUGCUCCCGUGGGUCGCUCUGGAUGGGAGCGCCUGCUAGAUGACUGGAAUGUAAUGUAAAUGUUGAGUGGCUUCACUGCAGGUAGAGUGUACGUUUUAAUUUUAAAAAACAACAACAAAAAACAAUCUGCACCCCGCUCUUUCGUUCUCUCUCUCUCCCCCUCUCUCAUCCAUUAAUUUACCCUACAGUAACGUAUCAUGAGAGGAGCAGGUGACAGGGUUAUCACAGAGUGAGAUCAAAAGUUCAAUUCCCUGGCCAGAUCUGCUCUGAGAUAGCAAUACAUAAUUGAUCAUGUAUGUUCCCCUUUAAAGAACAGAUGGUGAGACCGAAAUAAUGUAAUGUGAUUUAAAAUCCAAACCCAGACCCUUUAACUUCUCAUAGACAGCACUGCAGCCCCCAUGUGGACAAACGGACCCAUUGAGCUCAAUGGGCAUCUGUAUGGUGAUGUUGAUAUAUUUCAUAUCACCGAUGUUGAUAUAUUUCAUAUCACCUUAGCUAGAUUAUAUACCCUCUUGACUCCAUAGCUGUAGCCAUUUUGGGUCAUACAGGGCAAUUAAAAAUGAUCACAUUGACUGUAGCAAUAUCUUCCUUUUCCUCUUGCGUAUAUAUUAUACAGUGUCUAGAUAAAGAUUUUCCCAGGAAGCCAACCUGUGCUGGUUAAUAAGUUGCAUAUAUUUCCAUAAGUCAACAGAGACUAGAGUUGAGGCAUUUUCUGUAUAUCAAUAUAGUAUAUUGGGUGUCUUAUGAGGUACUUCAAAUCCAAUACACUCACUUAGACAGAAUAUCAACCAGCUUUGGCUCCAAUCUCCUCAGGAAGAAAAAAAACACUGUAGCCAUAUCCUAUUAAAAAUAAAUUCAUGUUCAAGAAAUCACAUUAAAAAUGUAAUUACAAAAUAAUAAUAUUAAUGAACAAAAGAUGACGGGGUUCCAAAUAUCUCUCCAGCCACCAUACCGGGCCACGAUGUUAGCACAGUUAGAAUAACCGGAAUCGCCAUGGGACGUCUACCUACAACUGUGAACAAUUUCUAACAAAUUUAUCUUGCCAGAUUGUUUUUCUUCUUUUUUCGUUAAUGAGAUUGUGGAUUUUAGUAUGCCCUGCAAAUACUUCAUUUGGAUGAAACAUCUGUCCCUUGUUUUUUAUACUAACACAUUUUCUAGUCUUAAGUACCAUUGUGGAUUAAGAAAAGUAAUAAUAACAAACAAAAAACAUCUCAGUAAAUAUGUUAGAGAGAGAUGAGAACACUGACAGUAAAUGCACUAUAUAUACAAAAGUAUGUGGACAUCCUUUCAAAUUAGUGGAUUCGGCUAUUUCAGCCACACCCGUUGCUCACAGGUGUAUAAAAUCGAGCACACAGCCAUGCAAUCUCCAUAGACAAACAUUGGCAGUAGAAUGGCCUUACUAAAGAGCUCAGUUACUUUCAACGUGGCACCUUUCCAACAAGUCAGUUUGUCAAAUUUCUGCUAGGUCAACUGUAAGUGCUGUUAUUGUGAAGUGCAAACGUCUAGGAGCAACAACAGGGGGGGGCAACUCCAUAUUAAUGCCCAUGAUUUUGGAAUGAAAUGUUUGACGAGCAGGUGUCCACAUACUUUUGGUCAUGUAAUGUAUGUUAGAGAGAGAUGAGAAAACACUGACAGUAAAUAUGUUAGAGAGAGAUGAGAAAACACUGACAGUGAUGGAGAGGGAGAAGAAAAGAGGGAGAGAAACAGCAAGGCAAAGAAGAGAAAAAGAAUGAGAGGAAAAGAGGGAAGAGGGUAGAGGGUACAUUGAUAUUUCAUGCAUUGACUCAGCCCAGGAUCAAACAGUGCUCGUCGGGGCCUCUGCACCCUUUACUUUGCGUCAUGCUGAGAUAGAAACACUAGGCUGCCGACCAAGCCAACACCAGGGAGAGUUCAUAGAACCCAUCCAGAAGUGUUGUGUAGAAAAGCACUGUGGAAAGCAAUCCGUUACAAUCAACCAUACGUGGUGAACGUAUCUUCAUCGAUCAACGUCAGAAUACAUUACCCACCCUCAGGGCAUAGGACGGCAUGUGUGGACUGUUUAUUCAAUUAUGCACUGUCUAUGUUGAAAGGAAUGAAUGCUUUUCACUAUUGAACGCACACUAGGUUUUCAAGAUAUGUAACUUUCAAAAUACAGAAAUGUAGCCCCUAUGAUGCAUUUUGCAUCAUAUGAUGCAAAAUGCGCCAUACAGUCCAGAUUUCUGUAUUUUGAAAGUUACAUAUCUUGAAAACUUGAUUGUUGACAUGCAAAACAUUUUUGGGACUAUAUCAACAAUGGACUAAUGAAACAAAUACCAAAAGAUAGUUUUGGGGUGGAGUUUUCCUUUAACUAAAUCAAGAAUGUAGUCUUUAUGAAAUGGAUUAUUAUCCAGUAUAGUAGACCAUUGCGGAGAUGGAGAAUGAUUAGAGUAGUCAUUAAAGAGAGACUAGAACAUACUGUUCUCUAUGUACUCUAUUCUCUUCACAAUGUAAUCAAAGCUCAUUCUUUAUGCAGCAUAUAAACUCUGAACGGUCGUUCAACCGUUAAUAUUUCAAGUGGCUCAGGACGAGCCAACUUGAUCGGCAGAACAACUAAGUCCCAGUGUUUGUUUGGCAUCCAUCGUCGAUGCAUCAGUAUCCAUCUUUAACACUGAGAGAAAAAACAUACCCACUUUGAGUUUUGGUUUGAACAAGGUGAGUCAUCCUCUAACGCUCUUGACAGGUCAAAUCAUUUUACAAUGGAGAGAGUAAAGUGGAUUUUCAAUCUUCCAAACGAAGGGCACCGCAAUGGGUUCUCUAUGGGUUCUUGGCAGUUCUCAGUGUGAUGAUGACAGAAGCAUUUGAAACCUGUUUGAACGUGUCCAUUCACACCAGCUGAUUCACCAUACAGCCAAUGGUGUGGCCAACCUAUGGGUGUGAUCUGACCAAUCAGAAGCUGCAUAUGCAGUUUACGGGCACAGUCAUGGGAAGGGGAGGUAUACCAGUGUUGAUAGGUCUGUGUCCAGACAAAGACACACUCAGUGAAGAGACAAGCGAGACGAGUACAGCUAUAAAUGUAGAUGUCUGUGUGGGUCUGUGUUUGACGGUUGAGAACCCAUCAUCUUCUCCAUCCUUGGCACUGUGGUUAACAGUAACUUUUCCUAUCCAAGUAUGGCACCAAGGACAAAGCUUAUGGCACAAAGCUGAAUUAUGUGCCAAGAAGAGAGUGUUGGUAUCGUUUGCACUUUCGCAUUCAUAUAUGCUCAUUAGAACCAAAGGUCUGCAACAAAUUUGAGAAAAAUGUGAACAGUAAUAAAUUAAUCCACUUUUUAAGAAAGUAUUGGAUUCACCUAAUGAUCAUGACUACGUAGAAGCAGGUGCACAAAUCAUCUUUAGCAACUACUCUGACAAAGUGGCAUUUCUUCACAGAUAUAAUCACAUUGCGGCAACAACACCAAACAUUCACCUCUCACCCUCUUAUCAUUCUGUAGACAGGGCACACAUUGAACAGCUCCACCAGAUGCUGGACGGCUUCAUAACGGCUCUUGGUUUUCUGACAACACUCGCUCAGUGUCAGACACCUGCAACUGGGCCACGCAGUAGCGGAACACAGCGAGGGGUAGACUGCAUACAGAGAGGCAGGCGGACAGCGAGGUAUUCCGCUGGCACCGUUUCAGUCAUACAGACAGAUGGCAAGGUAAAGAUAGAUGCACCUCUAUCUUAUCCAGCGAGUCAGAAUAGAAGCUAAAUAUCUCUAGAGUCCAGAAGAGAGGAAAGUAGGAAACAUUGGAAACAUUGCUCAGAAUCUGACGAAUUUACAGAAUAUGUAUGACAAAUCAUCUAAUAUUCUAUAUUUCUAUCUUAUUUGGGCUAAUGGUUUAUUCAUUUCCUCUGUUUAUUUUUAUUUGUUCCUCAAAUGUGCCAACACUCUCUUCAAGGUGAAUCUCAACCCUCAGACACAGAGAUACUCACAUAAGUAUGCACCCUUAUGUUGCCAGGGUAACAUAGCCAUUUUGACUGUGCAAUAGGAGUUGUAUGAGUUGGGAAUGGGCUGGAUCCUAUAAGGUUGAAUACUGACUAACUUUUCUCUUUCUCAGCAUUCAUGUUUUUACUCCCUUUCAAGGCCUUGUUUUUGCUCUGUGUAUUAUUGUUGAUUAUCUUUUGAAAGGUUUUGUGUAAAAGUUGCACUAUAACCCUUAUGAAAGUCCCUUGCCCUACUUAUUGUGGGGUUGUCACAAAAAAUGGGGCUUGAGGGCUUGGAGGGGGCUUGAGCACUUGUGGGAUAUGUUGACCUGGGGAUGACAAAUACAGCCCAAAAUAUCCUCAAUACACGUUUCUAGAAUCCCCCACACCACACUCACUCGCUUUAUCCGAUCCCUAUUCCGUUUAGAUACACAAAUUUACCUCAUCAACUCAAAAAGGGUUAAGAAUAUGUAUGAUUCAUGUUAUGGACAUUUCUGUGAGUUACCUUAUCAUUGUCCAUAAAGAGAAAUGUCAUAAUCUUUUAAACUGCCCCUAACAUUUUUGCUAAUUGUUUCUGUGAUUGUGACCCUAAUGAGAUUAUGGGAUGCGGCAGAGGGUAGCAAAUUGUUUUUUGAAGAGGGAAUGUAACUUGUCAUUGAUAUUGUGCUAUGUACUGCUAACAUUUUCCUAUUAUGUUUAACAUCUCCAAUUGGUACUCCUAUGUUUGUCUCAAUGAUUUUGUCCUACCUACCUUUAAAGCAAUGUACUGACUUGUAACACCCAACAUGUUUUAUUAACUGUGGGAGUGAUUAUACUACAAAGGACAAAAAAGUAGUUCACAAAAUAAUUCAAUCCCCUCUAAGACUGAAUAUAAAGGCAUAGAGAUCAGGCAUAAAGAUCUGAGAAAUUGUUAUUAACUGUGUCGGGUGAUAAUUGGUAGAAGGGAAUAGGAUUUUUUAUGUUCCUUGUUUUAGCAUAUCUAGUGGGAGGGAGGUGGGUGUUAGGACCGCAUCUGUAGACUGUGUUUCUGGGUAGAAACUAGGGGCAUCAGUUUCCCCCAGCUGGUCUUCAGGGUUUGAAUACAGAUUACAGCUAAUUAGAACUGAGCCAUAGAAAUCACCAUGCCCCCAGGCAGAAUAGGAUUUGAGCCAUUCUUUAUGAAAGCACAAUGAAUUAUUUAGAGAAUUAUUAGAUUUUUCACACACACAAAAAUAAAAAGAAUAUGGGGGGGUGGGGGGGAGUUGUUUAUCACUAUCCAAGAACAAUCUUACACAGCUUUCUUUUUGUAAUUUUUUUUUUCAUGCAAAAAUCAUGCGGCCAAUUUGUUGAUGUAAGUGACCUGAACUCCGUGGUUUGCUAUCUUAUUUAACCCAAAGAAAACUUAAGAGUUAGCGUAGAAAUAGAACAGCAUAGACAGGCAGACAGCAAAAGAUAGCUUGUAUCUAGUAGAUGUUGAUCUGUUGUUUAGUCUUUUAAACAUGUUGUCCAAGGACAACAGUAACAUAUAUGUAUAGUCAUGUUCAGUCUAGAGCAAGGGAGAUGUAAGGAUAGUCAGAAAAUGUAUUAUUAUCUUUAUACUAUGUAUUGUACAUCUGUUUAGUCAUCGUAACUCGUUAAAUAGAAGACUAGAGACUAACUCAACUUUAGAACUGACCUCAUGUCAGGUUUUAGUGCUGUUCUAAUAAUGGUGUUGCUGUUUUCAUUUGAACUUUUGUUUUUUUUCUUUUUUGGUCUGGAGAGGACGCUCUGUUUUUCCCUAACGCUCUUUUCCCUCCGUUGUCUCUUUCUUGUCCUAGGAGGUGAAUUAGUGUUGCCCAUAAUAACGGUGGACUCCCUAGACCCCCCAUCCAUCGCCACCCGCUACCCCGUAAUCCCCCCGCCCCCCACCUACCGCCCCCUCUUCCCCUUCCUCGAAACAACCAAAGAGUCCCUCCCCCUGCCCAACGGUCGCCCCCCCUGCCCACUGGAUCAGGAGGACUGCGAGGAGGCGGGGCCCAUCGAGGUGUCCGCCUACGGCUCGGGCGAGAUGACCGAGUCAGACGACGAGGACUAUUACAAAAACUCCCCCCUCGUCACCGACAGGACGGUCCUCCCCCCUCCCCCCAAUGAGGGCGGCGUCCAUAACCCCCGCGACCGUCACUUCUCCCACCGGCCCCCCAACUCCCACCACCCCCCCCUGUCCUCCACCCCCACAGCCAACCCCAACCAGCUAGGCCCCAGGCUCAACAAGCCUGGCAGCAGCAGCAAAAACCCUGCCGGCAAGAUGAACACCCGGGACCAGGUGCUGCUGCCGCCCGCCCACCCCUCCUCCGACCCUGACCGCCACCGCCACGUCCCAGGCAUAACCUACCCUCCCAAUUUCCCCCAUGUGCCCAUCCCAGACCCCACGUCCCCAGAGAGAGGAGGGCCUCCCGGCGCAGUAGAGGUAAUCAGGGAGUCCAGCAGCACCACGGGCAUGGUGGUGGGCAUCGUGGCGGCCGCUGCCCUCUGCAUCCUCAUCCUGCUCUACGCCAUGUACAAGUACCGUAACCGGGACGAGGGCUCCUACCAGGUGGACCAGAGCCGAAACUACAUCAGUAACUCGGCCACGCAGAGCAACGGCACCCUGGUGAAGGAGAAGCAGCCGGGCACAGCCAAGACAACCACCAAGAACAAGAAGAACAAAGACAAGGAGUACUACGUCUGA
Molecule: messenger RNA, 21892 nt
Organism: Coregonus sp. 'balchen'
Lineage: Eukaryota; Metazoa; Chordata; Actinopteri; Salmoniformes; Salmonidae
Source: the annotation of a GenBank genome assembly